This is a messenger RNA of Anoplophora glabripennis (Asian longhorned beetle), 1187 nucleotides long. Its product is annotated as S-formylglutathione hydrolase. The transcript is spliced from 4 exons. Bases 113 to 973 code for a protein of 286 amino acids. The record is from RefSeq and is a predicted model, not a curated record. Lineage: Eukaryota; Metazoa; Arthropoda; Insecta; Coleoptera; Cerambycidae. Gene Ontology annotation, molecular function: S-formylglutathione hydrolase activity. Gene Ontology annotation, cellular component: cytosol. Gene Ontology annotation, biological process: formaldehyde catabolic process.
GAUAAAACUAUUUCAUUACAAUAGAGGUCUUGGUUCUGUAGAGAGCAAGGAACAAUCCAAUUUAGUAUUUUAACGACCAGAAAAUAAAUUUGGUGAUUGAAACUGCAAAAAAAUGGGUAAAAAUACAGUUUUAACUGAACAUCAGUCUCAUAGAAGUUUCGAGGGUUUUCAAAAAGUCUAUUCUCAUGAGUCUAAUGUGUUGGGGUGCACAAUGAAGUUUGGGGUUUACUUACCACCCCAGGCAGAGAAUCAGAAACUGCCCGUUCUCUAUUUUUUAUCAGGGUUAAGUGCUACCGAGCAGAACUUUAUUAUAAAAUCCGGAGCUCAGAGGUUUGCUGCAGAGUACGGCAUAAUUCUAAUAAAUCCAGAUACCUCCCCACGCGGAGACCACAUCCCCGAUGAUCCAGAUUCAUGGGAUUUUGCCAUUGGUGCUGGGUUUUUUGUAAAUGCAACGCAAGAACCGUGGAAGAAAAAUUUUAAGAUGUACGAUUAUUUUCUGCAUGAAUUCCAGGAGGUUGUAAAAACUAACUUUCCAGUUAAUGGAGAAAUAUCUGUUAUGGGGCACAGUAUGGGAGGCCAUGGAGCACUUAUCACCGCCUUAAAAAACCCAGGAUUUUACAAAUCCGUGUCCGUAUUUAGCCCCAUAGCGAAUCCUUCAUAUGGUCCUUGGGGAAUUAAGGCCUUUACGGGGUAUUUUGGUCCUAAAAGUGAGGAAUGGAACAACUGGGAUGCCACGGAAUUAGUGAAGAAAUAUAAUGGGCCUCCGUUUGAGGUUUUAAUUGAUCAGGGCACAGGAGAUCAUUAUUAUGACGAGGGUGAAAUUCUCUUUGAGAAUUUUGUAGAAGCCGCAAAGAAAAACGGUCGGGUCAGUACCAUAGUAAAACUGAGAAAGGGGUAUGACCACGGAUUCUAUUACGUUUCCACGUUCAUGGGUGAACACAUUAAAUACCAUUUGGACCACUUCACCAAAUAAGAGACGAAAUUGUCGUUGAUCACUUUUGUGACUUUUACCCUCGAUUGCAAUCAGUCAGAUUUAAGCAUAAAAAUAUUCGAUGGUAGUGACUUUUAUAAAACUAGGUAAUAAGAUUUUAUAAGUGCUGCCAUUUAUUAUCUUCAUUACUAAGUUUCACUGGUUUUUUAACUAUAUUACAGACAAAGGAAAAAAAUAUAAUAAAAAUCAAAUGUGA